AUGGUUUUGUCGAAACGAUGGAAGUUUCUUUGGAAGUUUGUGCAAAAUCUCGAAUAUGAUCACAACAUGUACCGAGAGGGUGAGAAAUGGAGAUUCUUGCAGUUUGUUAAUAGCUCUUUGCUUUCAUGUGAGACUCCAGUUCUAGAAAGCUUGCAUUUCAAACUUGGUCAAAAUCAUGGUUUUGUAGUUAUUGGGGCAUGUUAUACUAACAGCUGUGUGCGAGAGCUGAUCAUCGACAUUGAUUCUUCUUCUACUAAAAAUUUAGUCCUUCGUCCGAGGAGCUUGUCUACAGGCUUUGGGGUAAAUACACUUACCAAAUUGAAACUAAGAAACGCGAUUCUUGAGGAUGUUGAUUCUCAAAUUUCUUUUCCGUCUCUUAAGGAUUUGAGUCUUGUAUCCAUGAAAUACCGAGCUGGUGAUGAGUUUUGUAACAGGUUUUUAUCCAAAUAUUGUCCUGUUCUUGAGGAUUUGGAAGUGAAGCGAUGUGACAAUGACAAUGUGGAGAUCUUUGCUAUUAGAGUACCAUCUUUAAAGAAUUUAAGGUUAACUUCUACAUCAAAAAGAGUUAAAGGCGAUUCGCUUGGGUUUGUGAUUGAGGCUCCUUCUUUGAAAUUGUUGGAUAUUAAGGAUUAUUCUGGUGGGGUUUGUGUCAUUGAGAAUAAAAUGCCUGAGAUUGUAAACGCAUAUAUUGACGUACAGUAUAGCUGCAUUGAGAAGCUUCUAGGAUCUAUUGAUUCAGUCCAGAAACUUUAUAUAUGUUUCCCUACUUCCAUGUGUCGGCACCACCAAAUUCAGGCUAAACAUCCCGGGAAGCUGCCGUGCUGGAGUGAACCGAGUUAUAUUCCCGAAUGUCUCACAUCAAGUCUUGAGACUUUUGAAUGGGUGCGAUACCAAGGAAAACCAGACGAGAAACAAGCCGCGAGAUUCAUCUUAGGAAACUCUAGUCAUUUAAAGACGGCAACAUUCUACUACAAAUCAAUAGAUCUUAAAGACAAACGUCAGGUUCUCAUGGAGGAGUUGUCAAUGUUACAUAGGAGCUCAACUUGUCAGCUUGCAUUCAAAGAGAGUACGUGA
This is a messenger RNA of Capsella rubella, 1074 nucleotides long. RefSeq names its product probable FBD-associated F-box protein At1g32375. The record is from RefSeq and is a predicted model, not a curated record. Bases 1 to 1074 code for a protein of 357 amino acids. The transcript has 2 exons. NCBI's taxonomy places the organism in Eukaryota, Viridiplantae, Streptophyta, Magnoliopsida, Brassicales, Brassicaceae.